GGAAGUGAUUGGGACUUCCGGGUCUGUUGUGUUGGGCUGGAGGAGGCAAGGGAAGGUGGAGGUUUUCUCGCUCACCAUGUGAGGGGGGACCCCCCAUUGAGGCAUUCCCCCCAGGACAGUCUGCUGAUGAAAUGGAGCCUGGGACAAAUUCUUUCAGAGUGGAAUUCCCUGACUUCUCUAGCACCAUCUUGCAGAAGCUAAACCAGCAACGCCAACAAGGGCAGUUGUGCGAUGUUUCUAUUGUCGUCCAGGGUCACCUCUUCCGAGCCCAUAAAGCUGUUCUGGCAGCCAGCUCCCCUUACUUCUGUGACCAAGUGCUCCUGAAAAACAGCCGGCGGAUUGUUCUACCUGACGUCAUGAAUCCCAGAGUCUUUGAGAACAUCCUUCUGUCGACCUACACGGGACGGCUGGUCAUGCCUGCUCCGGAGAUAGUAAGCUACCUCACGGCAGCAAGCUUUCUUCAAAUGUGGCAUGUCGUAGACAAAUGCACAGAGGUUUUGGAAGGGAAUCCUUCUGUUCUUUGUCAAAAGCUGAACCGUACUAGUGACCAUCAGUCUCCAAGCAGCAGUAACUACAAUGGCCUUGUGGAAAGCUUUGAGCUUGGAUCUGCUGGGCAGACUGACUUUCACAAAGUACAGGAACUGAGGGAUGGUGAAAAUGAAGAGGAAAGUUCAAAAGAUGAGCUCUUGUCUCAGUUAACGGAGCAUGAGUAUCUGCCCAGUAAUUCUUCAACGGAACAUGACCGGCUGAGCAUAGGAAUGACCAGCCAGGAUGGGGAAGAAGGAGCUAGUGAUAGUGCUGAGUAUCAGUACACAAGACCACUUUAUAGCAAGCCCAGCAUCAUGUCUCACAAGCGGUGGAUCCAUGUGAAGACGGAGCGGUUUGUGCAGGACUGUGAUGCUGUCGAGGUGCAUGGUCCUUACGACGAGCACCAAGUAUCUGAGUCCAUAAAUGCCAUUCAGGCUGACCACACUGUCCAGACCACUGCUCCCGAAGAUCUCCGCCUCAGUGACAAAAAGCUGGAAAGGGAGUUGAGUGGGCAAGCCAACGAGAGCAAUUACGACGAGCAAGUGGAUUUCUAUGGGUCUUCCAUGGAAGAGUUCUCUGGGGAUAGGGCUGAUGGAACUUUAAGCCUUCAGAGACAGGAUGUGGCAGGUUAUGGAGAAAGUGUGAAUCUGACUUCAGGGAUCAAGGAAGAAAAUGCCCUCUCUGCGUUUUCUACAGGUGAUAAGCUUUACCCGUGCCAAUGUGGCAAAAGUUUUACACACAAGAGCCAGAGGGACCGGCACAUGGGCAUGCACCUUGGGCUUCGGCCUUAUGGCUGUGGUGUGUGCGGUAAGAAAUUCAAAAUGAAGCACCAUCUAGUUGGGCACAUGAAAAUCCACACAGGCAUCAAACCCUAUGAAUGCAACAUUUGUGGGAAGAGGUUCAUGUGGAGGGACAGUUUUCAUCGACACGUAACGUCUUGCACAAAAUCAUAUCAAGCCUGUAAGGUGGAACAGAAUGCUACUGAGAUGAACUGAAGAGAGGGGAAGAUAUUGGAGAGGGGGGCAGCACAUACGAUUGCUUAGCCAAGUAAGCAGAAUGAACACUUUGCACAGGGCAGUGCCUGGUACUUUUCAUUUUCUGGAUGAUAUAAAAAUAAAUUCUGUGGAGAAACUGUGGAUGCAAGAAG
Molecule: messenger RNA, 1675 nt
Organism: Sceloporus undulatus (fence lizard)
Lineage: Eukaryota; Metazoa; Chordata; Lepidosauria; Squamata; Phrynosomatidae
Gene: ZBTB43
Product: zinc finger and BTB domain containing 43
Exons: 2
Coding region: 132-1523 (463 amino acids)
Biological process (GO): regulation of transcription by RNA polymerase II
Molecular function (GO): protein binding; RNA polymerase II cis-regulatory region sequence-specific DNA binding; DNA-binding transcription factor activity, RNA polymerase II-specific
Source: RefSeq, a predicted model, not a curated record